AUGUCUGUUCCCGCGGCACCACCCGACGCGAUGGCAAAUCCCAUGAUCCCUCCAGAGAUGACCGCUAUACAGGCGGCACCAGCGGCUCCAAUAGAACCGGAGAUCGUCUCGGAAACGCUCUAUAUCCAAAAUCUGAAUGAAAAAAUCAAAAUCGAUGUGAUUAAGGCCUCGCUGCGUGGUCUUUUCAAGACCUAUGGUGAAGUUUUGGACGUUGUUGCGCACGGUAACUUGCGCAUGCGAGGUCAGGCGUUUGUAUCUUUUUCGGAUGCGGAAGUUGCGAAAAAAGCUAUGAAGGAAGUCAGAGGGUUCCCAUUAUACUCAAAACCUAUGCAAAUAUCGUUCGCUCGUACAAGAUCUGACGCCGUGGUCAAAAAGCUAGAUAAUGAGCACUUUGACGAGCAUAAGGCACAAAGAACUGAGCAUAAGCGAAAAACACGGUACUCCAACCCAUUGAAACAGAAAUUCAAAGCUAAGCGGCUGGCUUCAGAAAUGGACGGAGCAACCAGUGCUCCAGCGCCGAAACGUCCAAACGUUCAAAUGCCGGACGAAUAUCUCCCUCCCAACAAGAUUCUCUUUCUACAAAAUCUCCCGGAAUCGGUCACGAAGGACCAAUUACUUGGGCUUUUCAACCAGUAUCCAAAUCUACACGAAGUUCGUCUUAUUCCAACGAAGAAGGACAUCGCGUUCGUGGAAUAUACAGACGAGGCCAGCUCCACUGUGGCGAAGGAUGCUUUGCACAACUACAAACUCGAUGGAGAAAACAAGAUCAAGGUAUGUCAUUUUCAAUCAACUAGACAGGCCACUGACUUGUUUUUCAUUCAGAUCACUUUCGCAAGAAAGUGA
This is a messenger RNA of Lentinula edodes (shiitake mushroom), 843 nucleotides long. RefSeq lists its product as uncharacterized. NCBI's taxonomy places the organism in Eukaryota, Fungi, Basidiomycota, Agaricomycetes, Agaricales, Omphalotaceae. Gene Ontology annotation, molecular function: U1 snRNA binding. Gene Ontology annotation, biological process: mRNA splicing, via spliceosome. Gene Ontology annotation, cellular component: U1 snRNP. The transcript is spliced from 6 exons. The record is from RefSeq and is a predicted model, not a curated record. The coding region runs from base 1 to 843 and encodes 280 amino acids.